AUGAAAUCUUGUGCGGAGACGUCAGCGCCUAAUUCGCUGCUCAGUAGGACUCAGUGGGGAGUCAUAAAGGAUCGCAGACCUGACAACUGGAGACAAGUGCAGCUCCGGAGCGGUUCCUCUUUUGUGGUACUCCUGUCGUUGCUAUCAAGAAUUUGCAAACACAACUCAUCGCAACUCAUCCCAACUCCUCUCAACACAACUCCAGCCAAACGCCAACUCGUGUUUGAUAUGAUGUCGUAUCGUCUCUCUUAUCCGCUGUAUUUAGACGUAAGCGAACACAACAAACACAAUGCCUUUCACAGCAAUCGCAUCCCUGGCUAUCAAAUGGAAAGCAAUACUAAUCGGACGGCAGCUCUCAUUAAUUUGAAUACUUUCUAUGAGAAUAUGAUAUCCAACGGUCACAACAGACCACACGUACCCUCCCUUACCAUCUCAAGCAAUGAGUACAACAAUGUGUCCAACAAUGAGACCAAAAAACUAUUACCCGAAAGUGAUUCAUCCAAAUCUUCCUUCUCUAUCGAAGCUAUACUUGGCAUCAAUAGUCGUCCAAAUAAUAACUACCUCUCGGCUCAAGAUUGCAAUCAAUACAACUUCAGUGGCAUUAAAUAUAGGCCCGAAUAUAUCUCUCAUCAAAUGUACGUCAAAGCAAACAAUUAUCCAAAAGCAAAGAGUAUUGCAUCGGUUUCACCCGAUUCUACAGCUAAAGCAAACAAUUAUCCAAAAGCAAAGAGUAUUGCAUCGGUUUCACCCGACUCUACAGCUAAAGACGAUAGACUCAUUGGAGACGAUUCUGGGAGUCAACCCAAGUCUAAGAGAGUGCGAACCAUCUUUACUCCGGAACAGUUGGACAAACUCGAGACACAGUUUGAAAAGCAACAGUAUAUGGUUGGACCCGAAAGACUAUAUCUCGCCUCAACUCUCAAUCUUUCUGAAGCACAAGUGAAAGUGUGGUUUCAGAACCGAAGAAUCAAAUGGCGUAAACAGCAUCAGGAGAAGGAACAGGCGCUCAUUGCCAAACAGUCCAACACUUCCGAUCAAAACACCGACCAUCAGAGUGAACACAUUGGCUCACAUCCAGACUUUUAUCAUUCUACCAAUUCAUUGGAUAUAAUUCAUUGA
Molecule: messenger RNA, 1119 nt
Organism: Medioppia subpectinata
Lineage: Eukaryota; Metazoa; Arthropoda; Arachnida; Sarcoptiformes; Oppiidae
Source: the annotation of a GenBank genome assembly